GUGAAGGAAAGGGCUGGGGCUGGGGGUGGGGCCCGAUGCCCUGGUUCCCGAAGGGAUUCGGCAAGGGCAAGGGCUGGCGCCGUGGGCCCAGGAUUGAUCCCGCCAUGAAGAUCUGGAUCGGGAACCUCCCGGAGGAUGCCACUUGGAAGGACCUCCAGACCCUCGGAAAUACCGCCGGCACGACGCGCUGGGUGGAGGUCUUCCAAGGAAAAGGCAAGGGAACCGGAAUGAUUGCCUACAAGACAGCGGAAGAGGCGGCAGCAGCCAUGCAGUCUCUUCCCGGCCAGACCAUCAAUGGUCAGCCGAUCCAGGUGGAUGCCUGGCAGAAGGCGGAUCCCCCUGCGGAGUCGUGA
Messenger RNA from Symbiodinium sp. CCMP2456, 353 nucleotides. The record is from the annotation of a GenBank genome assembly. Lineage: Eukaryota; Dinophyceae; Suessiales; Symbiodiniaceae.